AUGAUUAGUAAAAUUGAACAAUUAUUUGAUGUCCAUAUUGACAAUAAAGAGAAAAGACUUGAUUGGAAAGAUUGGAGAAUUGAUGUUAUGAAAUUUGAUCAAUAUAGAAGAAAUGAUAAUAAUAUGAAUAAUGGUAAUGCAACAACAAUGGAUACAAAUCCUAAUGAACGUGAACAAUUUGAAGAUUUUGGUUUAUUAAUUACAGGUCAAGCAUUAGGAUAUGCAUUAAAAAAUAAAUUAAAAAUGAAAUUUCUUGAACUUGGUACAAUCUGUAAAGCUGUUAUUUGUUGCCGUGUAACACAAUUACAAAAAGCUCAAGUUGUUGAAUUAGUUAUACAAAAUGAAAAAAAAAAUUACAUUAGCUAUUUCUGA
Messenger RNA from Rotaria sp. Silwood2, 372 nucleotides. NCBI's taxonomy places the organism in Eukaryota, Metazoa, Rotifera, Eurotatoria, Philodinida, Philodinidae. The record is from the annotation of a GenBank genome assembly.